AUGUGGGAGGAAAAUAUCACUUAUAUUAGUGAGUUUAUCCUUGUGGGCUUCCCUACUUCCUCUUGGCUGCAAACACUGCUCUUCUUCUUCUUCCUCAUCACUUACCUACUUGUGCUGUUGGAGAAUUUGGUCAUCAUCCUCACCGUAUGGGUCACUAGCUCCCUACAUAAGCCCAUGUACUAUUUUCUGGGUACCAUGUCCUUUUUGGAGACAUGGUAUAUAUCUGUCACAGUCCCCAAGAUGUUGACUGGAUUCUUACUUCAUCCCAAUACCAUUUCCUUCUUGGGAUGCAUGACCCAGCUCUAUUUCUUCAUCUCACUCGCCUGUACUGAAUGUGUGCUGCUGGCCGCCAUGUCCUAUGACCGUUAUGUGGCCAUAUGUUGGCCUCUCCGCUACCCUGCCAUGAUGACCCCAGGGGUUUGUGUUCAGCUGACCAUCAGUUCGUGGGUGAGUGGCUUCACUAUCUCCAUGGCAAAAGUUUAUUUCAUCUCCCAAGUUGCCUUCUGUGGCAAUAACAUCUUGAACCAUUUUUUCUGUGAUGUGUCCCCCAUCCUCAAACUGGCCUGCAAGGACUUUAUAAUGGCUGAGAUGGUAGACUUUGCAUUAGCCAUCGUCAUCCUUGUGUUUCCUCUCUCAGCCACUGUCCUUUCCUAUGCUUUCAUUGUUGCGACCAUCCUGCGUAUUCCCUCAGCCUCGGGGCAGCGAAAGGCCUUCUCUACCUGUGCCUCUCACCUCACAGUGGUCAUCAUAUUCUACACGGCUGUGAUCUUCAUGUAUGUCCGACCUCGUGCCAUUGCUUCAUUCAAUUCUAACAAACUGAUCUCUGCCAUCUAUGCAGUCUUUACUCCCAUGCUUAACCCUGUUAUCUACUGCCUGAGGAAUAAGGAGGUCAAAAAUGCCAUCAGAAAAACCAUGACAAGUGGCCGAGCUCUUUUCUUGAGAGAUCCUCUUUGA
Messenger RNA from Erinaceus europaeus (western European hedgehog), 954 nucleotides. Its product is annotated as olfactory receptor 6B9. The coding region runs from base 1 to 954 and encodes 317 amino acids. The transcript has a single exon. Gene Ontology annotation, molecular function: G protein-coupled receptor activity; olfactory receptor activity. The record is from RefSeq and is a predicted model, not a curated record. Gene Ontology annotation, biological process: G protein-coupled receptor signaling pathway. Gene Ontology annotation, cellular component: membrane. Lineage: Eukaryota; Metazoa; Chordata; Mammalia; Eulipotyphla; Erinaceidae.